Messenger RNA from Aspergillus mulundensis, 159 nucleotides. RefSeq names its product putative TOM core complex subunit Tom6. Gene Ontology annotation, biological process: protein import into mitochondrial matrix. The record is from RefSeq and is a predicted model, not a curated record. Gene Ontology annotation, cellular component: mitochondrial outer membrane translocase complex. The transcript is spliced from 3 exons. The coding region runs from base 1 to 159 and encodes 52 amino acids. NCBI's taxonomy places the organism in Eukaryota, Fungi, Ascomycota, Eurotiomycetes, Eurotiales, Aspergillaceae.
AUGGCCCCCAGGCGCUCCGAGCAAGGCUUCUUCAGUGCUGCCUACGAGCAGAUCACCUCACCCGAGCACACCACCAUCGUUCGAAGCAUCCUCGUUUUCGGCGCAGGUGUCGCUUUCCUCCACAGCAGCCUUUCCGAGCUCCUCCUCCCUCCUGCUUAA